This is a messenger RNA of Naumovozyma castellii, 1707 nucleotides long. It is a transcript of the gene ALT1, whose product is annotated as alanine transaminase ALT1. The transcript has a single exon. NCBI's taxonomy places the organism in Eukaryota, Fungi, Ascomycota, Saccharomycetes, Saccharomycetales, Saccharomycetaceae. The record is from RefSeq and is a predicted model, not a curated record. Bases 1 to 1707 code for a protein of 568 amino acids.
AUGAUGCACUCAACUCCCUUACUCUCUUCUUCUAAGUUUGCCUCAAGACAACUAAGAAUUUUGACUCGUACCUAUUCAGUCAACUUAACAAACAACAAAUUCAACAACAAAAUGCCACAUUUUAUGGAACCAUCAACCUCUCCACAAUAUCCAUAUUUCGAAACGAAGAGAACGAUAUCUUCCGCCGCUACAAAACUGAAAACAAAACCUAAACCAACCACCAAGAAAAAUCAUAAUAAUUUCUUACCCGCUGACCAGUUAACUUUAGCUGAACUAAAUGAUAACGUCUUAAAGGCUAAAUACGCCGUUAGAGGUGCCAUCCCCAUGAGAGCUGAAGAAUUGAAAAUUCAACUCCAAGAAGAUCCAUCUUCUUUACCAUUCGAUCACAUCGUGAAUGCAAACAUCGGGAACCCACAACAGCUUAAUCAAAAACCUUUAAGCUUUUAUAGACAAGUUUUAUCUUUAUUACAAUAUCCUGAAAUCUUAAAACAGGAUGAAUCAAAACUGGUCGCCUCCGGCCUCUUCAAAAAAGAUGCUCUGGAACGUGCUAAGACUCUAUUACACGAAAUUGGUGGUACUGUCGGUGCUUAUUCCGCUUCACAAGGUGUCUACGGUAUCAGGAAAACUGUCGCCAAUUUCAUUACCAAAAGAGAUAAUGGUGAACCUGCAUACCCAGAAGAUAUAUUCUUAACCGCUGGUGCAUCCGCCGCUGUAAUGUAUCUUUUAUCCAUCUUGUGUAAGGGACCAGAAACAGGUGUCUUGAUCCCAAUCCCACAAUACCCAUUAUAUACCGCUUCUUUAGCUUUGAAUAAUUCUCAUGCCCUACCAUACUAUUUGGAUGAGAAAUCUGGCUGGUCCACAAAUCCAAAGGAAAUUGAAGAAGUCGUAUUGGCCGCUAAGGAUAAGAAGAUAAGACCAUCCGUUUUAGUAGUCAUCAAUCCUGGUAACCCUACCGGUGCUGUCCUCUCUGAAAAAUCCAUUGAACACAUCUUUGAAAUCGCCGCUAAAUAUGGUAUUGUCGUCAUUGCUGAUGAAGUUUACCAAGAAAAUGUCUUCAAUGAAGUCAAAUUUCAUUCCAUGAAGAAGGUUUUAAGAAACUUACAAAAGAAACACCCUGGUGUUUACGACAUGGUUCAAUUGGCUUCAUUACAUUCCACUUCAAAGGGUGUCUCAGGUGAAUGUGGUCAAAGAGGUGGGUACAUGGAACUUACUGGGUUUACACAUGAGGUGAGAAGCGUCAUUUUGAAAUUGGCUUCGAUAUCCUUAUGUCCUGUCGUCACAGGUCAAGCUUUGGUAGAUUUAAUGGUCUCCCCACCAAAGAAGGGUGAUGAAUCAUUUGAACAAGAUCAAGCUGAAAGAAAACAUAUUAAGAGCGAACUUCAUACAAGAGCCAUGCAACUUUAUAAGAAUUUCAACACUUUGGAAGGUAUUGAAUGUCAGAAACCACAGGGGGCCAUGUAUCUAUUCCCAAGAUUGGAUCUACCCUUCAAAGCUGUCCAAAAGGCUCAACAUUUGGAAAUGUCUCCAGAUGAAUUCUAUUGUAAGUCUUUGUUGGAAGCCACUGGUAUCUGUACUGUUCCUGGGUCUGGGUUCGGUCAAGAACCUGGUACUUAUCAUUUAAGAACCACUUUCUUGGCUCCUGGUACUGAAUGGAUCGAAAAAUGGAAGAUCUUCCAUCAAGAUUUCUAUAACACUUACCGUGAUUGA